GUGUCGAUCGUCCAGACGAUCUGGAGCACUGUGGGACCUGAACCUCCUGAACCGGCUGUUACAGAUCAAAGACCCAAAGAGCUCGGACAAACAGAAACUUUAAACCAUGAACAACAGACUGGACCAAAGAGGAGGAGGAGGAGGUGGAGCAGGUGCAGGAGCAGGAGGAGGAGGAGGAGGAGGAGAAAGGGAGUUCUUCCUCAGCACUCACCGCUGCCCUGAAGUCGACCUGCUGCCACAUCACAGCUGUCAGACACAGAUUCCUCCACCAUGUUCAGUAGUUCCUGCAGAGACAAGCCGUGAUGUCACCUGUCGAGGUCAGUCUGAGGAAAAUUACCUGGACAUCUCCUCCACCUGCCACUCUAAAGAAGAGGAGGAAGAAGAAAAGGAGGUAAAGGUGGAGGAGGAUGAAGAGGGGAGCGUCAGCGACUGGUCGGAGGAAGAUCUCUCCCUCCACUUCUCUCCGUCUGUCAUCAUCCUGUCAGACGAGGAAGAGUCCGAUCCAGAAAGCGGCUUCGAGUGUAUCGACGUCACCAUGGAAACACAGGUAAAAGGUUCAGAGGGGGAGGGGCAAAAGAUGGUCCCAAAACGACUGAUUCAACUGAAGAAGAAAAACAACAACGCUGAAAACAACACUGAGAAACUGCAGGUGAUACUGAAGGAUGGACCUGCUGAAGGGGGAGGAGCUUACAGUGAGGUGUCAGCCAAUGAAUUGCUCUGUCCUACCAUCCAUCACUGCCCUGACCUGUUGCUACGGCAACACAGUAUGCCCGCCUCCCUCCACACGCACUCGACCACCAGCAGUGACGUUGAAAGCUACAGGGUCUACAGGGGCCUGGUGGGAGGGGCCAGUCCAGGAUUUGCUGACGGAGAUGUUGGAAUGUCGGCGCCGAGGCAGCGACUGCAGAAGUCAUUCUCUUUGGAUGAAACCAAAACAAAAAUGGCGUCCUGCAUCAUUAAGAGCGUUCUGUCAAAGAAGAUGCAGGUGGAGCAGAACACCUGGAGAACCUCCGACCUUCAGAAGAAACCUGAGAUGGGCCUCCAUCAGCAGGGGAGGGAGGGGGGAGGAGGAGGUGUGUCUAAAGCUCCAGUUCACGUGGUCAGAGAUGUGAGGAGUUUACUUAAAAACACCUACAGCCUGUCAUUCUCCACAACAACAACACAUGACAAUAACAACCAGACAUCAAGUUUCAAGUUGAUCACUCAGCAGGACAGCCCCCCCCCCACCUACCAGCAGGCGGUGGGGGUCAAAGGUUCACUGAAUGCCCGAGGACAUGUCACCAAGGUUACUGCAGCUCUCAGCCAAUCACAGGACAGGGAUCAGAGCAACAGACUCAGUCAACAAAGACGCAGCAGCGAGCCAAUGAAAAGAGAGGCGGAUGAUGUCACCUGGCCUGUCAGCAGCGACCAAUCAGGGAGAACCGGAGGUGUGAGUCACCAGGCUGGGACCUCCCUCCCCCCCUCAGUGUUUGUUCCGCCCCCUCCUCCCUCCUCCAUCAGACACCCCCAGGGGACCAAGCCUCCACCCUCCACCCAGGAUCAGGAUCUGGUCCUGGGGUUGGUGUCUCAGUCUGCCCCAAAAACCUCGCACCAGAUCCUACACCCAUGUUUCUACACCCCCUCCGCCCUGCCGGUUCCCCCCCCCACCCUGCAGCCCCCCUCUGCCCUGCCAGUCUUCACCCCCACCCUGCAGCCUUUCUCUGCCCUGCCGGUCUUCGCUCCCACCCUGCAGCCCCACCCGGAGAGGGUGAGCUUCAUCCAGACCAAGCUGCGGGCGGUUCCUCCGCUUCGCCUACUGAAGAGGUCUGAGGAGAACUGGUUGACUGGGAGCACCUCCGACCACCUGGACGCCUUCAUCAGGACCAGGACUGCAAGAGACCAUGACAACAACAGCAACACAGUGACACCUGCAACACAGGAGCAACAUGAGCAACACAAGCAACACAAGCAACAUGAGCAACAGCAACCUCAACAGCAACUUCAGCAGCAGCAGUUUCUGUGCAGCCUUCAGGGUUUCUUACCUGCACAGGUGGGCAGUGACUUCCUCAUCGAAAUCCCAGGUGCUGUUGCAGCACCUAGGGCCCUCCUCAGUAGUCCUGCCCCCCAUGGUGGUCCCGCCCCCAUACACAUGAUGCUAGAACCGAAAAGUGGGCGGUACUUCUACGUGGAUGCGCCCCCACCACCUCAGAGGAAAAUGCUGCUGGAUCCAGAAACUGGUCAGUACAUCCAGGUGUUCCUACCUGCAGCCAGAUCCGCCCCCAACACCGGCGUGUUCCCAGUGCGUUGUGCAAACUCCACCCCCACUGUGAUGCACGUUGCCCCCGCCAUGGUAAACCCCUCCCCCACCAUCCUGUCAGUGAUGCAGUUCCAGCCGACGGUUGCCAUCUCCUCUCUGUACGCACCACCCUGCCUCCCAUCCACACUGCACCGACCAUCAGUGAACUUCACCCAUACAGCACCGUGAUGACAUCAUCAUCUCCAUGCAGAUCAAACUUCCUGUUUUUAGAGUUCAGUAAAAAUCACGACAUCAUUAACAAACUGUAAAUCAUAAACAAACAACAACAAAUAAACAUGAUUGUUGAACUGAGUCUGCGCAAUAUCACUUUCAGUGUGAUUAUUAAUUAUCAAUUAUCGAUUAUUGAUAAUUGAUAAUUGGUUACAGAUGUAUCUGUCAUCAUGACAUCAUUUCACCUUAGACUGUUUUUGGGUUGUUGUUUGAUUUUAUUUUUGGAAGUUGAUGACCUGAAACCAAAAACUCACAAAGAAGAGAUCAAUUCAUUUAUUUUAUUUUUGCAUUGUGAAACAACAUGGAAUAAUCACAUUGUUAAAAAAUGAAAACAAUCACACAAAAACAAUAUUAUAUUAUACAAUAAUACAAAAUUAAUAUAGCUUAAACUUUAAGAACCAGAAACACAAAUACAAACAACAAUGUGACAUCAUACAAUUAUUUAUUUAUUGAUUUAUUUACGUUCAUGAUUUUUAUUAAUAAAUCAAAAAAUAAUGUGCUGUCAGUUUAGUGUGCUGCAGGGCUCCAUACUGGGAACCAGUUUAUUUUCAGUACUGGAAAUUUUACUGUUUGGAAAACACUACACGUGUCUCAGUUACAGUGACAGAAAAUAGUUUUAAUAUUUUAUAUUUCCUGUUUUUUGUUUCUUUAUUCGAAUGAAAUGUUUGAUCAAGAUUAAACUUUUGAUCUCAUGUUUUAAUCUUUUGAUCUCAUGUUUUUUUAACUUUUGAUCUCAUGUUUUUUUAACUUUUGAUCUCAUGUUUUUAACUUUUGAUCUCAUGUUUUUUUAAAUUUUGAUCUCAUGUUUUUAACUUUUGAUCUCGUUUUUUUUUAA
Messenger RNA from Epinephelus moara (kelp grouper), 3341 nucleotides. It is a transcript of the gene prob1, whose product is annotated as proline-rich basic protein 1. Gene Ontology annotation, cellular component: nucleoplasm. The record is from RefSeq and is a predicted model, not a curated record. Lineage: Eukaryota; Metazoa; Chordata; Actinopteri; Perciformes; Serranidae. Bases 107 to 2464 code for a protein of 785 amino acids. The transcript has 5 exons.